Molecule: messenger RNA, 2596 nt
Organism: Coccidioides immitis RS
Lineage: Eukaryota; Fungi; Ascomycota; Eurotiomycetes; Onygenales; Onygenaceae
Product: U1 small nuclear ribonucleoprotein
Exons: 4
Coding region: 142-1329 (395 amino acids)
Biological process (GO): mRNA splicing, via spliceosome
Cellular component (GO): precatalytic spliceosome; U2-type prespliceosome; U1 snRNP
Molecular function (GO): U1 snRNA binding; mRNA binding
Source: RefSeq, a predicted model, not a curated record
AGCGAGACGCGCUCCCAGCUCUGACCACUCUUCCUGUGGCUGUUCUGGGAUGUGCUUUUGUUUUCUACAUCCCUUUCUCCCAUUCUUCAAUUUGGACUUACUUUAUUUAGUGUCUGUUUUGAACCCUAACUUGCUGCCAUAAUGACAGACAAGCUUCCUGCCAACCUCCUGGCACUGUUCGCACCUCGGCCGCCACUCAAAUAUUUAAAGCCUAUAGAUCGCGCGCCAGAAGACGUUCGACAGAGUGAUCUCACUGGAGUCGCCCAGUUUGUCGGCGAACUACAGAACUAUGCCGAAGAGGUGCCGUACAAUGCAACAGAAAGCUGGCUUCAGCGCAAAGCGAGACAGAAGCAAGAGAAGAAAGAAGAACUGGACAAAUAUCUCACAGAGGGGCUGAAAACUUAUGAUCCCAGUUCCGACCCGCAAGUUAGAGGCGACCCCUUCAAGACCCUGUUUGUCUCGCGUCUUAGCUACGACGUGAAAGAAGCAGACUUGGAGAGAGAGUUUGGGCGGUUCGGCCCGAUCGAAAGGAUUCGAAUCGUCACUGAUCCAUCAAAUACGAAUCCAAAAAAGAAACAUAGAGGCUAUGCAUUCAUUGUCUACGAGCGUGAAUUGGAUAUGAAGGCGGCAUACAAAGAAACAGAUGGUAUUCGCAUAAAGGACCGGCGCGUUUUAGUGGAUGUUGAACGAGGUCGUACUGUUAAAGGCUGGAAACCGAGACGAUUCGGAGGCGGUCUAGGAGGACGAGGAUAUACAAAAGCAAUGCCUUCGCGACCAAUGGGACCUGGCGGAUUUGCACCUUCUGGCCCCGGUGGGUUCCAAGGUGGUGGUUUCCGUGGUGGUUUCGGAGGUAGAGGUGGAUUCCGAGGUGGAUUCAGGGGUGAUCGUGGAUAUGGUGGACGUGGGGGUAUUGGGUAUCAAGGUGGAAGAAGCGGAUUUGGAGGUCCUCCUAACGGAAUAAGCGCUGGUCAGCCUCCACCCAACGCUCCCUCGGGCCCUGGCGGCGCUCGUGCUGGUGGUCCCGAUGAUAGACGUGGGGGAUACGACGAUAGGUCGUAUAGAGGCGGCUCCAGAUAUGACCGAUCUGGCGGUGUCACAGGAAGCAACCGUGAACCGGUAAGACCCAGGGAUGCAUAUGAUCGAGAUAGAGACAGCCACAGGGACCGCGAUAGAGAUCGAGAUCGAGAUAGGCGUGACCGUGACAGGGAUCGAGGUCGCGAUCGGGACCGAGACAGGGAUAGGUAUAGCCGCCGUGACGAUGAUUACUCCAGGAAGAGAUACCACGACGGUGACGAUUAUGAUGACCCGCGCAGCAAACGGAGAUACUAAGAUACUGAGUUCUCAACUUCAACACGGGUUUGUUGGUUUCCUUCGUUCGACUUCUACUCUCCCAGGUACCUCUCAGGGUAAGACCAACGAUGUUCACGGCUCAUCAUUCCGUCAUGGCCCAUGCCGAAAGGGGGAUAUCCAUUGAAAGUCCUUCUAAAGCGUUCUGUCAUUAACAUCCAUUGGUGAUCCGACUCGCAUAAUCCGUUUCACUUUUCGGGCCCCCUUUGCCCAAAUGGAUUAUCGGCUGUCUAUUUCUUGGUCGACGGCGAAACAUCUGUGGCUUUCCAGCUUGCCUUGCUUAUGCUUCUCUCUAUUUGCCAUUCGAAUAUUUGUUUUCUUAUUUUAGUUUGUAUGGGGGUAAGUAUGUAUAUUAUGAUGAGUUGGAAAGAACGGGCGAAUAGGUUUCUUUUUUGUCGGAGUCCUAGGUAAGAUCAAGGUAAGGCUGUUUGGCAUUUCCCAAACAUUCUUCGGUUUGAUCCCCUGUGAUCCCGCGCAAAAAAAUCUCGUAGUCAUUUUAUAUCCCAGACUCUUCGCUAAGACUUUUCUGUAAGGUAUCUCUUUAUGUACUUCGUAGUUUGUAACGCAACACAAGGACCCACUGCAACCUGUCCUGAAUACAAAUCAAUCCCAUCCGAACAAAGGGCGCCGGGAACUCCUUAAACCAAAACUCCAAUCGAGAUGCGACGAACCGAGACAAUAUCCCCGCUGAUCACCCUGAUUUUUGCUUUUUAAUGGUCAACUUCCAUGCCUUCAUCCUUCUGCAAGACCUCCACUUCUCCCGUCUCCUUAGUCCAAUGGGCUCUCAUCUCAACUCUAAACUCCGCAACCGCGACUCCAAACAUCUUCAGCAACGUCGUCUGCCGCGAAUCGAGCGUCUCUCCAGCCUUGCACACUUGGUACCCGCCUUCCAUAUCUAACGUCACUUUACCCCUCACCAAUCUUGUGGGCACCCCUAAUUUUCUCAAAGUGGGCUCGAUUGUAUGACUUAUCGGCUGGUCGUGCUCUUCGGGGAUCUCGCCUGCAUGGGCGUAUACGAUUCCCGAAGGGAUUGUAAAUGCGCGUGGCGAUACAUUACCAGCACGAGCAAAGUCCAUAGGGUGAAAUGACGAGAAGUAGUCGAGGACGGAUUUGGGAGAGCGGGAGGUGAAGAGGAGACCGACAGCCCCGUUGAGGUAGGGAGAGAGCUUGUCGAGGUUUGGAGCGAAGGCAGUCUCUGGGUUAGUACCGAGAGCGACGGCCAUUACUUUGGUUUUACCAAAAAAGAGUC